CGCGGGGUUGCGAAGCGGAUGAACUUGAUCCAAGGGAAGACGAACCAGUUCCUCCGGGAAGCCAUCUUGGAGAACAAUGUGGAGAAGGCGCGCAAGUAUCUGACGCUCCUCAUCGGGAAGGCGGACAUCCAAGGCACCACUGAGCAAGGAGGGUUCACCAUGCUGCAUUGCGCAGUGAUCAUUGGCAACAUUCAAAUGGUGGUGAUGUUGCUUCAGUUGAAUGCGAAUAUAUGGGCGAUCACCGAUGACGGAUAUUCCGCGCUCGACUUGGCGCUGUGGAAAGGCCAUGCUCAAAUCGUCGACAUCCUUCGUUCCCAGGGGUAUACACUCUGUAUUCGCUUUGAAUAUAAGGUCAUAUGACUGGUAGAGCUAUCGCCCCCAUGAAGGAACCGGAGAGUUUGAACGGCAAGAUGGUUCUUCAUCGCGGUCGCAAGGGGGUCGUGGUCGACUACUUCCCCAGCACAGCGUUCCGGACAAAGAGCACCCGCGCGUUGCAUUAUCCUGCUGCAGAGAAUGGCAAAGCCGCCGCGGACAACUUCCUUGUGAACCUCUGGGCCGGCACGGACUACCGCAUCAUCGGCAUCGAAUUAGACUAUGAAAGGCACCGGUCGAAUGUGUUUACUCCGAUGGAUGUUGGGAUGGAUGCCGACGACAUCCACGUGUCCAACGACCAGCGGUCCCUUUCCGGGUCCGAGCCCACCUUCCAAGCGGCCGCCCCUCGGACUCCUCCAGUGGCCGCCGCCGCGUUCCCUUCGGACGCCGAGACCAAGCUUGAAGCGGAGCUCGAGACGGUGAUGGAAGGGCAUGCGUUCUUCGAUCUCGACGAAGAAGACGACGACACCGAUGAAGAUGUAGAUGACGAUGAGAUCGAAGUCGAAGCUACGGCAGAGGUCGUAGUUCCUCCAGGCCCGUUAGGGGUGCUGCUAGAUUCAGGCAUAGAGUCGUGCGCGGUCGUCCAGGGGUUCACCCCGAUCGUGACGGGCGGUCCCGGCGCCAUCGAAGCGUCGGGAGUCGUUAAACCUGGCAUGUACAUCAUCGGCAUCAACGACACCAAUGCGUGUCUCAUGACCCUGCAACAAGUGAUUCAACUGCUGGGGAAGCUCGCGCGCAAGGAGAAACUCAUCCGGUUUGCCGCGUAUAAGCCGCCUAAGGUGAAGGUCCAGAAGGUUAGACAAGCCAAAGAAGCAGUAGCUAACACCACCACCCUUCUUCCCUCGUCGACGACAAACCUGGCUGACCUUGUGACCGCGGUGCGAGAUCGCCGGGCGUCACUGGCCGCGGCGCCGAUUUCGUUCAAGCUGCAAGAUGUGCCGCCGCCGUCACCAGCUACGAUGAUCCCACCGUCGGAAAUCGAAUGUGCCCACUGUGGUCUCCCCACCUCAGUGCAUCUCUCCGACGAGUGUCCGUACAAGUAACAUGCAGUUUUGUUCAAAAGGUGUAUAUCACACUAAUUGGAGUCACUAAUUCAAAGUUGAUGAUGGUUUCCGGAAA
Messenger RNA from Aphanomyces astaci, 1491 nucleotides. RefSeq lists its product as hypothetical. Gene Ontology annotation, molecular function: protein binding. Lineage: Eukaryota; Oomycota; Saprolegniomycetes; Saprolegniales; Verrucalvaceae. The transcript has 4 exons. The record is from RefSeq and is a predicted model, not a curated record. The coding region runs from base 357 to 1415 and encodes 352 amino acids.